Messenger RNA from Solanum tuberosum (potato), 1119 nucleotides. Its product is annotated as zeatin O-glucosyltransferase-like. Gene Ontology annotation, molecular function: UDP-glycosyltransferase activity. The transcript has 3 exons. The record is from RefSeq and is a predicted model, not a curated record. NCBI's taxonomy places the organism in Eukaryota, Viridiplantae, Streptophyta, Magnoliopsida, Solanales, Solanaceae. Bases 1 to 1119 code for a protein of 372 amino acids.
AUGGCUGCUAUCAAUGAAGUGAUUGUGGCCAUGGUGCCAUUUCCUGAUUACAGCCAUCUCAAUCAGCUCUUUGUUCUUGCUCGUUUCAUCGCGUCCCAUAAUAUACAAGUACACUUCCUCUGUUUUGCUGAUGAGAAUAAAGAUUUGAAACUUCGCGUUCAAGAUGAUGUAAGGGCCUCAAACAUCCAUUUCGACAACCUAUUGAGACCUUCAUCUCCAACAGAAAAAGAUGAUCGCGAUGGAGAGCCUCCGAUUCUAAUAUAUUCUUCCUUCAAACAAACUAUUCCUGACAUAGUUGACGAUGACGAUGAUCAUGAAAAAUUAAUCAAGCAAAUGCAGGAUGAGUUUCCAAUGUUGGAACCACAUGAGAAAUAUUGUUUUCAAAUGGAGCUUGAUGAUAUGGAGAUGCAAUACUCAGGAGAAAUCAUAAAUUCGUGUAAAGAAGUGGAAGAAUCACACUCUUAUUCGUCUAGCAACAUCACUCGUCAUGAUCAAUGCCUAGAAUUUCUCGACAAGCAAGAUGUUAACUCAGUAAUAUUCGUCUCGUUUGGAUCAACCACUACAUUAUCACAAGAGCAAGUCAAUGAGAUCGCUCUGGGUUUAGAACAAAGCAACCAUAGAUUUAUUUGGGUACUAAGAAAAGGAGAUAAUGCAGAGAAACUUAAAGAGAAAGACGUAAAGAUUGAAUUACCCGAAGGGUUUGAAGAGAGAGUGGAAGGAAGAGGAAUAAUGGUUAAUUGGGCACCACAGUUGGAAAUCUUGGGGCAUUCAUCGACGGGUGGGUUUAUGAGUCACUGUGGAUGGAAUUCUUGUAUCGAGAGCAUUAGCAUGGGAGUACCUGUAGCAACAUGGCCAAUCAGUUUCGAUCAGCCAUUUAACGCUAUAUUUUUAACCAAUUUGUUGAAGAUUGGAAUCUCUGUCAAGAGUUGGUCUCACCGGAAUGAAGUGAUAACAGCAUCAACCAUUGAGAAAUCUGUCAAGACAUUGAUGGGUACGAUAGAAGGGGAAGAGAUGAGGCAAAGGGCAGUGGAAUUGAGCAAACAGAUCAAAAACUCUGUUAGAAGCGGAGGACUUGCACGCAAGGAUAUGGAAUCUUUCAUAUCACAUAUUAUUGAAUAA